Malania oleifera is the source of this 1397-nucleotide messenger RNA. RefSeq lists its product as uncharacterized. The transcript has 6 exons. Bases 368 to 1186 code for a protein of 272 amino acids. The record is from RefSeq and is a predicted model, not a curated record. Gene Ontology annotation, molecular function: chromatin binding. NCBI's taxonomy places the organism in Eukaryota, Viridiplantae, Streptophyta, Magnoliopsida, Santalales, Ximeniaceae.
GUUUAGGCCUGCUUCUUUACAGCUACAGAAUUGCGAAUGCUCGAAGGUCGAGCGUGGCAUGAAGGUUUGUGCCUCUUAUUCCUUCAAAGACGACGACCUUCGGUUCCACGACGCCAUCGUCGAAGAGAUUUGAGUUCGAAAUUUGGAUUGUGCACUUUUGAUGUCUUUAUUCAUUACUUCGUGAGAAAACUGGUCCAUCAAAAGCGUUAACGCUCGGUUUCGUUGCUGGAAAAGGAGAAAAUCCGAAAAUGGAAAGAUCUUGAAACGGAAAGAAUGAAAAUCUUUCCUCCGCGGGGGCGCUUUUCUUUAUGUGGAGUUCAAGAAGUAUGCUUUCAGAAAUGGAGAAGAGGAGUGCUUAUGCAUCUUUAUGCUUUUAUGGUUGCAUGGUCCAAAAGUUGGGACUAUGACAGUUACCAGUGUUGCAAAUAUUUGCACACUCCAAUCUUCUGCAAAAACUAAUCAAAUAUUAAACUCUUUUUUAAAUAUAACAAUGGAGAAGAUGAAAGCCACCUUACUUACUUCUGAUUCAGAUUCAAAAAAAGGCGGUGACAAUGGGCACUUGAGGAGUACAGCACAGGCAUUUGAAGAGACUAUUAGCAAUAGCUGGCCAAAAAUAGAGCAAGAUGUAGAUAUGGGAGGGGAAACUUCACUUAUGAAUAGAAUCACUGGCUAUCACCAUUUUGUAUUAAUUGACAAUUUGGAGAAAGACUUGUCCCCAAGAAUAGUUGUGGAAUUCAUACAUAAGCAGACUACCAUAUCAACACAAGUGUGCAUUUUUCCAAGCUUGUCUUCAGAGACAUACACGAGGGGAACCAUUGUAUUGGAUUGUAAAGAGAACCUGGAGAAAUUAUUGAAAUUUUUGGAGAACCCAAAUCACAUUAUAACAUCCUCGACAGGAAGGCCGUGGGUAAUCACUGAAAAGAUACCAAGACAUGGAUUGUUUAGAACAUUAAUUGGGAACCUGAACGAGAAGUCACUGAAGAAAUUACAGAGCACAAAUACUAAUUGUAAAGAAUUAAAGCUCUGUCACUUUGGAACUAAAGAAUAUAGGACAGCUGAGCAGCUAAGGGAUUUAUUCGUGGAGUUUGCAGAUCAUCGGCGGCGACUGCACAAGAAGCUUGCAUUGGAAGAGAGAAAAAUCUUGCACAUGUCUCACCCAGAUUCGUUGAUUCAAGCAAAAGAUUAACUGUCCUAUGUUCUUGUGGAUGUAUUAUCUAUACCUAUAUUAUGGCAGUGAUAUAUUUCCAAAUUUUUGUCUAUACUUUUGUACUUAUUGUGCAUGGAUUUUUGGUUCAUAAUGCGCACAAUGAUCUUCCUAGCAACUUUUCCACACUUGGGCCUGUGUAACUAGAUAUAAUAUAAUUAUCUAUAUAUUCAAGAAGUUGAAUAUUCUUAUA